This is a messenger RNA of Salvelinus sp. IW2-2015, 1498 nucleotides long. RefSeq lists its product as uncharacterized. Gene Ontology annotation, molecular function: DNA-binding transcription repressor activity, RNA polymerase II-specific; RNA polymerase II cis-regulatory region sequence-specific DNA binding. Lineage: Eukaryota; Metazoa; Chordata; Actinopteri; Salmoniformes; Salmonidae. Gene Ontology annotation, biological process: regulation of transcription by RNA polymerase II. Gene Ontology annotation, cellular component: nucleoplasm. The record is from RefSeq and is a predicted model, not a curated record.
GACUAAAGAUGGGGGAGCAAGGUGGGUGGCUGGAGGCUAACAGAGGAGACUGGGUGGCCAUCUUGGAUUCCCAGACCCAGACGGGUGCAGUCAAUGGCCCGGGGGARGACAUCACWGAGCAGGCCAGGACCAGAGGCGACAUAGUGGAGGUCAGUGGAUGGGACAGCGUCUUCAACUCUGGGCUGGGGAACAACAAUGUUAACCAGAAACAGACUGUCGAACACAAAACGACAGCUGAAUUUAGUCUCCAUGACAACAUACUGGCUGAGACCAGGACGAGGCGUAGAUUUUGUCUGCGUGGACGGGGAGGUUUCGGUAUGCGGCUGGAGAGAGAAGAGACUGACUCGGCUAGCGAUGCUCCGUCCUGCUCCUAUAGUUGUGAGUCAGAGAGACUGAUGGCACCUCAGGUUAACCCCUUAACAGGUGCUGCCUUCAGCCUGCCUUCUAUAGGCUCUAUCAACUGGAACAUGGACCCUGCGACAACACAGACACUCCCUGMCCUUCAUCCUCCUCACACUCUCCUUAUGUUAAAUCAGACCUCAGACAAUGCCAGUUCCUCAACACUAAAUGGCUACACAAGCCCAUUGACAAAUGACAGUAGWACAGAUGGAAUCAGUAAAGGUGGCYGCGCCAAAGAGAAGCGCUUCCCGUGUUCGUUCUGUGGGAAAGCCUUCCGUUUGCCCAAACAGGUGGAGAUCCACCAGAGGAUGCACACYGGGGAGAAACCAUUCGGCUGCCACCUGUGCCGGGCCAGUUUUUCAGACUCGUCCAACUUGAAGAGGCACCAGAGGGUCCACACAGGGGAGAAACCCUACAGCUGUCCCCAGUGUGAGAAGAGGUUCUCCCGCCAGCACCAUAUGAAGAUGCACCUGAAAGUCCACACGGGAGAGAGACCAUUCGCCUGUACACACUGUGGGAAGAGGUUCUCAGAGAGGAGCUAUCUCAGGAUACACCAGCAGAAAAUGCACACAGCCCAUGUAUAGRGAUAUGUAAUGUAGUAUUAGUUKGUUUGUAGUUAAUUCUGUUGGUUUUGGAUGUAGUAGGGAACUGGAUGAGAACUGAAGAAAGAAUGAGUAUGAUGAGACAGAGAAGAUCAGGGGUUAUCAACAGGAUUUGGGGGAUUUUAGUUUUUUUAGUUGUGGUCAUUUUGCAGUGUACAAAUUCUAAUUAUUCCCCCCCCAACCAUUCACUCCGACAAAGAUUCUGGCUGAAUCUAGUUGCUUACCCCUGGAGUAGAUGAUAUGGUGAUGGUUGGUGUCUGCUAAAAUGCUUCACUGAUGAAUGGGACAACCUUGUCCGGUUGUUUUGAUGCUGGUGUUUUAUAAUGAGGAAAUUAUAAUGCCUUAAUUCAUGUUUACUUAUACUAAUCAUGACAAUMGGGUGAAACUCCUGGACAUCAGUUGUGAUAGUCCAUUCCAUAAUGUCCAUUUUACUUUGACCUGUCCUGUUUUUAGGAUAUGUAUCUUUGUUAACAUGACAGCUCAUUUUUUAUUUUAAU